Messenger RNA from Corvus hawaiiensis (hawaiian crow), 1792 nucleotides. It is a transcript of the gene GPR142, whose product is annotated as G protein-coupled receptor 142. Lineage: Eukaryota; Metazoa; Chordata; Aves; Passeriformes; Corvidae. Gene Ontology annotation, molecular function: G protein-coupled receptor activity. The transcript has 4 exons. The record is from RefSeq and is a predicted model, not a curated record. Gene Ontology annotation, cellular component: membrane. The coding region runs from base 101 to 1099 and encodes 332 amino acids. Gene Ontology annotation, biological process: G protein-coupled receptor signaling pathway.
CGGACACUGACAGGGACACGGACAGCGGUGUGCCCUGGGAAAGUGGCACCGCACGCCCGGCGGGUGGCACCGGGGCCACCCAGCCGAUCCGUGGGGGAAGAUGACAGUCCCAGUGCCCAACAGCACAGCAAUGUCGUGGGCACAGCCGGAGCUGGAGCCGGAGCCAGAGCUGGAGCGGUCACCCUGCCUGGUCGGCAUCGUCCCCAUCGUGUAUUACAGCGUCCUGCUGGGGCUGGGGCUGCCAGUGAACAUCCUGACCGCCGUGGCCCUGUCCCGCCUGGCCACCAGGACCAAGAAGUCAUCGUACUGGUACCUGCUGGCCCUGACCACCUCCGACAUCCUCACCCAGGUCUUCAUCAUCUUUGUGGGCUUCAUCCUGCAGACGGCCAUCCUGGCGCGGGCGGUGCCCAGCGCAUUCAUCCACACCGUCAACGUGCUGGAGUUCACGGCCAACCACGCCUCCACCUGGGUCACCGUCCUGCUGACCGUGGACCGCUACGUGGCCCUGUGCCACCCGCUGCGCUACCGCACCGUGUCCUACCCGCGGCGCACCCGCAAGAUCAUCGCGGCCGUCUUCGCCGCAGCGCUGGCCACCGGCAUCCCCUUCUACUGGUGGCUGGACAUGUGGCGUGACGCCGACCCCCCCACGGCGCUGGACACGGUGCUCAAGUGGCUGCACUGCGUCACCAUCUACUUCCUGCCCUGCAGCAUCUUCCUGGCCACCAACUCCAUCAUCAUCCGCAAGCUGAAGCAGCGGAGGCGCGCGGGGGGCGGCAAGACCACGGCCCUGCUGCUGGCUGUCACCACUGUCUUCAUCGUGCUCUGGGCUCCCCGGACCGUCGUCAUGAUGUGCCACCUCUACGUGGCCUCGGUCAGGAGGGACUGGCGUGUGCACCUGGCCUUGGACAUCGCCAACAUGGUGGCCAUGCUCAACACCUCCCUCAACUUCUUCCUCUACUGCUUCGUCAGCCAGACCUUCCGCCGCACGGUGGGCGAGGUGCUGCGGGGGCACCCCCGGCACGGCCCCUGCCGUGGCAGUGGCCACUUCCCACCCCCGGCCCUGAAACCACUGAAGCUGCUGGGCAGCACCGCGCUCUGAGCUAGGGCAGUGCCCGGCUGGCAGUCCCGGUACCCACCCAGCCCCACGCAUCGCACCGGGGCCUGGGGAGACCUUAACGUGGGGACAGGCCCCCUCCACGGAGGCAGAGUUAAUGCUGGUGGUGGUGGCAGGAGGAGGUGGUUGUGCCCGGACACUCAUUUGGGGAUUUCGUGGUGCCUGCCUGGCAGCAGCAGCCCGGGAUGGGCAGCUCAGCCCCGCCCAUGCUCAGCCCCUCACGCAGCACUGGAACUCAGCCAGGGGACUCAUCCAGGACGUGCCCCAGCUCAGUGGCACCGAGGGGCUGCCCAUGGUGAGGGGUGGAGGGCACAAGUGAGCUCCUGUGAGCCCUGACACGGACGUGGUGCCCGCUGGGUGCCACUCCAUAAACUGCCAUGCUGAGACCAAAACUCUGCCUGGGUCCGGUUCCCUGCGGGCGGCUGGAACGGGGGCACCCUGCAGCAGCAGCUCUGGCACAAGGUGUCUCUGUCCUGCCCACCCCCGUGCCUCUGCACGGCUGCCCGAGAGUGCCAGAGGGAGCAUCCACAGGAUCUGGUGUCCCCGGUAGUGGGGUUUGGACGCUUGGAGGUGGAAAUGUGCUGACGGCGUCCGCCGGCGCGAGGGGCUCCGCUGGGAACGGCUCCGAGCCCCGGCCGGGGCGGCGGAAGGCUCUGGGAGGGCAGCAGGGACCCCCGG